AUGGCCAAGGCAAAGGAGCCGAAAGGGCGCAAGAGUAUUCCAAACAAGCAUAUUCACGCCCGCGUCUCAUAUCUCUACCAGGCAGCCUCGUACCUCUCGCUUCAGACUCCAGACAGCGGGCAGCACAAAGAGAUCAAAGAAGGAAUUCAGCCUCGAGGGGAUACACCGAAUGCCACCGCGUCAUCAACCAAGAUAUUUUACGAGAGCGAGACAGAUCAUGAAGGACAAACUCAACAUGCAACUCGAAAAUCACCACAAUCCGGACUAGCGCUAUUCCUAGUAUCCCAACUCCGAUCUAUCUCGCAGAAAAGCCAGGUCCGACUCUCGCAUGAUCUCAAACGCUCCCUCUGCAAAUCCUGCAAUGCCCUCCUUGUUCCUGGUCGCAACUCCACAACAUCUAUCGAGAACGCCAGCCGAAAUGGGAAAAAGCCUUGGGCGGACAUCCUGGUAAUUGAGUGUCAAACUUGCGGAUCCAAAAAGCGGUUUCCAGUGGGUAGCAAACGUCAAGCCAGGAAGUCGGGGCGAUUGAACGUCAUGUCAAGCACAAGGAACCCGGAUGAGGCAAUGCCAGUAGAUGGAGCUUGA
Molecule: messenger RNA, 585 nt
Organism: Mytilinidion resinicola
Lineage: Eukaryota; Fungi; Ascomycota; Dothideomycetes; Mytilinidiales; Mytilinidiaceae
Product: Rpr2-domain-containing protein
Exons: 1
Coding region: 1-585 (194 amino acids)
Biological process (GO): tRNA processing
Cellular component (GO): nucleolar ribonuclease P complex
Source: RefSeq, a predicted model, not a curated record